AUGGUUUCUCUCCGCGACAUCAGCCUUCUGCUCCUCGCAGCCCCCGCCCUUGCAGCGCCAAAAGGCCCCGCCGAAGUAACAGUCAAAACCCUCCCCUUCUCCCCAUCCUCCGACACAUUCAAAGCCCCCUCAUCCUCAGCAUCCACCUCUCCCGCCUCAGACGCCGCCCAGAAAGCAGCAUGCCAACUUCCCCUCCGCUUCACCAACUUCGCCCUCUACUCCGACACAGGCUGUCAGAACGUCAUCUACGACCCGUUCAUGCUCACCUGGGACCCGUGCAAGAAUUACCAGUGGACAAACGCCCUGGCGAACGGUGUUAUUUUUCAGAGCAUGAGAUGGACGGGUGGGAGUAAUGCGCAGGACUUUUUUGCUUGUCAGCAGGGCUUUGGGUGCGAUCAUAAUGUUGCGAGGAUUGUACAGCAGAGCAAUGUUUGUUCGUCUGGUGGAGGGCUGCACUUUGACAAGCUUGCUGUCAACCCUUAA
Fusarium tjaetaba is the source of this 483-nucleotide messenger RNA. RefSeq lists its product as uncharacterized. The transcript has a single exon. The record is from RefSeq and is a predicted model, not a curated record. Lineage: Eukaryota; Fungi; Ascomycota; Sordariomycetes; Hypocreales; Nectriaceae. Bases 1 to 483 code for a protein of 160 amino acids.